CUAUCAUCUCUCUUUCUCCCAAGCAAAAAGGAAAAAAAAAAUUUAAAAAUUUUCAAAGAAGGUUUGCAUAAGAAGGGAAAAAGCAAAGAAAAAGAAAAAAAAAACUCAAAAUUUCUGCAACAACGUCAAAAAGCCUACUCCUCUCUCUCUCUCUGGAUUUUCCUCCAUCCCCAGGAUUUUCCCAUUUGAUCCGCCACGCUUUCCUCCCUUCUCUCUCUCGAUUUUCUCUUUUGGAUUCUCUUCUUUUUCUCCGCCAUUGAAUGCCCCCCGUCCCCACCUUCAUCUCUUGCUCUCUGCGCAUUUCGCCCGUCUCGCCACCUCCUCCGCCGCCGUCCUCCGCCGUCCCGCGGCCUCUCCGGCGCGCCCCCCGGCUUUCCGGCUCUUCUGGGGUUCUUGCCGGCAUAAGAUUCGAGCAUUCGCGAGUUCCUGCCCCUCUCUCGCGGUUAGGGUUUCGAUCGGCCGGCCUCCCAAUUCGACGCCCCGGCGGUCCCUCCCGCUCGGCUCCUCCGUCUCCUAGGUUUCGCGCUCGUCUAGGGUUUCCUCUUCGGCUUGUCGCGCGGAUUUAGGAGGAAGGAGGGACUCUUGGUGUUGCCCCUCCUUUUCUUGUGCUUUCUUCCUUCGAUUUCACGGAUUCAUUUUGGGUUGUUGUCUGUCGGCGAUCUUUCUUCGGGAGCGGGUGCCGAUAAUUUUCGCGACUUCGGCUGCGACUGGCUUGUUGUUGGUCGCCAUUGGGAUUCAGAUGCCUCGGGGAUUUUUCUCGCGGGAUAGCGGAAUCUCCUGCUGCUGAUACUUCCGGGCGAAAUUGCUUCUCUUGAGUUUUCUAUUGAACUCGUUGGGAAUAGUGCUUUGUUCCUGCUUCCUUUCCCGUUUUCCUGACUUUUUCCAGGAGAUUGGGGAUUUGCUGAUUAGAGUUCGGCCGUAAAGGGGAAGUCUUUGUGCGUGUAUGGGCAAGCAUGAGGAGUGGACGCAGCCACCGAAUGGGCCCUUGCCCAACGGAUUGUUGCCCGGUGAAGCGGCAUCCGUGAUACGGGUGCUCGACUCGGAGCGGUGGUUGAAGGCUGAAGGGCGAACCGCGGAGCUCAUCACGUGCAUUCAGCCCAACCCACCCUCCGAGCAGCGCCGAAAUGCUGUUGCCACGUACGUGAGAUGUCUCAUCACACAGUGCUUUCCUUGUAAGGUUUUCACUUUUGGCUCUGUACCACUGAAGACUUAUUUGCCUGAUGGAGACAUAGACUUAUCCGCAUUUAGUACAAGUCAGGAAUCAAAGGAUACAUGGGCUCAUCAGGUUCGUGACAUGUUGGAGAGCGAGGAAAAAAAUGAAAAUGCCGAGUUUCGUGUUAAGGAGGUUCAGUACAUCCAGGCAGAAGUGAAGAUAAUAAAGUGUCUUGUAGAGAAUAUUGUGGUAGACAUAUCAUUUAACCAGCUUGGUGGGCUAUGUACUCUUUGUUUUCUUGAAGAGGUUGAUCAUUUGAUAAACCAAGAUCACUUGUUCAAACGUAGCAUUAUCCUGAUAAAGGCUUGGUGCUACUACGAGAGCCGUAUACUUGGUGCUCACCAUGGGCUUAUUUCGACUUAUGCUCUGGAAACCUUGGUUCUCUACAUAUUUCAUGUUUUCAACAAUAACUUUGCUGGACCUCUUGAGGUGCUUUAUCGUUUUCUUGAGUUCUUUAGCAAGUUUGACUGGGACAAUUUUUGUGUGAGCCUGUGGGGUCCUGUACAUAUUAGUUUACUUCCAGAUGUAAAAGCUGAACUGCCAAGGAAAGACGGUGGAAAUUUAUUACUGAGCAAAGUGUUUCUUGAUGCUUGUAACCACGUCUAUAGUGCUUACCCCAGUGGUCAAGAAAAUCAGGGUCAACCUUUCAUUUCUAAACAUUUUAAUGUUAUCGACCCUUUGCGGGUGAACAACAACCUUGGGCGCAGUGUUAGCAGAGGUAAUUUCUUUAGAAUACGCAGUGCAUUUGCAUUUGGAGCUAAGAAGCUUGCAAGACUGCUUGAUUGUCCCAAAGAAGACAUAAUCUUUGAAAUAAAUGAGUUUUUCAUGAAUACUUGGGAGAGACAUGGCAGUGGCCAACGCCCUGAUGCACCGAUAAAGGACUUGCGGCGAUUAAGAUUGUCAAAUGCUGAAAGCUUACACCGGUCCGAAAAUCUACUAAGCAAUUCAACUGGCAAAAGGAGUGAGAGUGUCUCAGUUCAUGAAACUCAUUUUGACAGUGCUCAUGGUCCUCGUGGUGUCUCUUCUCAACAUUUAAAUCAUAUCUCAGAUAGUGCGUCUAAAAGAAGUGACGCUUCGACCAUAUCUCGUACCCAAAGUCAGAAGAAUCAUGUAAGAGUAGACAACUUAAGGGUAGCAGAUAACAACCGACGGGAAACAAAUUUGAAGCAAGCAUCAAGCAUUGAUAAGGAUCAGAGAAGUUCUAGAGCAGAUGGCUUGGUGAAUGAUAUUCAAGGAAGAUACCUUUUUGCGAGAACGCAUUCUAGUCCUGAGCUGACUGACUCAUACAAUGAAGGGUCUUCCCAAGGAAGGUUAAACAGGGGGCCUGAUGGUGGAAAAAACCAGACUACAUCCGCAAGAUUGGAUAAUAGCAGGAGGAAGAUUUUGGAAACCGAUGGUACAAGCCUAGACAUUUCGUCUUCAGCUGAUGAUUCAGCAUUCGUCGGGCAUUCCUCAAUUCAGCAAGACGUGACUACUGACUCGGACAGUUUGAAUAGUUACCAUGAUGACAGUAUUCGGUUUGGUGUCAGGGGUGAAAGUUUUGUUUCUGUCUCGGGAUCACAAGGGUUGCAUCAUGACGAACAAGAUCUUGUUAACAUGAUGUCAUCUUCUCAAGCACAUGCUUAUAAUGGACAGGUUCACAUGCCUCUAAAUAUAUCUUCAGGGCACUUGCCGCUGAAUUUAAUUCCAAUGGGGCAUGCCCAGAGAAAUAUCCCUGGAAUGAUUCCUUCGAACAUUCCAUUUGAGAGUCCCUGGUUAACAAAUAUACCAUUUCCUCAUGGAUUCCCUCCUUCGCAAAUAGCUCACUAUUUCCCCAAUAUUAGCUUCGGCAUAAAUCCGGAAGAUUUUAUUGAACCUAGUGAACAAAAUCUCAGUUCCAAAAAUGCAAAUCUUUGUGAAGUUAAUGGUGAAGUCUGGCAUGAGCAAGAGAGGGAGUCAACUGGAGGUUUUGAUGUAGGUGAUGGAGAUGUUCAAACUCGCCAAUCGGAUGAUCAGCAACAGUCAACUUCAACAUCGUACGGCUUUGCUCCUUCAUCUAAAGAAGGCAGAACUUUUUCUAGAGCACAUCAGAAGUCUGCUCGGGAAAACCGAGGGUCUUCUAGGGAAGAUAGACUAAAUGCAUUUCAACAUCAAGGUGGUAGAGAAAAUGAGGUUUGCAUGGAUGACAGAUCUGGAAGUUUGAGGUCCUUACGAGCUACUCUGAGUAGUUCUAGAAGUAAGACUUCCUCGGAGAGCUCUUGGGAGGGAAUUUCAACGAAGUCAUCAAAGUCAACAAGAGAGAAAAGAGGUAGGAAAAAUGGUUCUAAUGCCUUUCCAUCUAAUGCAUCUUGGAAAGGGAAAAGUUUAUCAGAUCAUUCCUCUGCUCAGGCAGACGAUGAUUCUGUGGACAUGAACCUUCCUUCAAGUAUUGGACAUGAACCAACAGAGAGAAGCACAGGACCUCAACCUGUUGUUUCAGGGCAUGUUCCGACACAUCAAUUCCCUGGGUUUGAGCCAGCUCAAACUGGUGGAACAGAUUCCAUGAUACCAUUUCUCUUGGGCCCAGGUUCUCACGAAAGGCCCAGGGACAAUUCUCAGGUUUAUCCAUUUUACGUUACGGGGCCCCCAGUUCUGAUUUAUUUUAUUCCUCAUAUGCCAGGCGACAGUGCCAGUUCAGAUGCAUCAAGGAGCCAUUUUAGUGUGGAAGAAGUGCUAGAUGAUAACGAGACUGACCAGAAUUUUGAUUCAUCUGAGGGACUGGAUCAUCCGGAGGAAUUGAAUACUUCUGUCACUGUUGGACCGUCAGUCCCUGUUGAGCCAUCUGAGCACAAGUCUGACAUACUUAACAGUGACUUUGCUAGCCAUUGGGAAAAUCUGCAGUAUGGACGAUUUUGUCAGAACCCUCACUACCCUCCUCCUAUGCUCUAUCCACCACCCAAUUUGUUAUCCCCAAUCUAUUUGCCAGGCCGUAUUGCAUGGGAUGGAGCUGGAAGACCAGUCUCGGGAAAUACUAAUGCCUAUAGUUUUGGGCAUCGUAUUGUUCCGGUUUCCCCGGUUCAACCUAUUUCUAAUGGACCUGCCAGUAUUUACCAUGUUGACGAAAUGCCAAGAUAUCGUAGUGGAACAGGGACUUACCUGCCAAAUCCUAAGGUUUCAGCAAGGGAGCGGCACUCGACCAACACGAGAAAGGGGAAUUACAGCUAUGACAGAGGGGAUCACCAUGCUGACAGAGAGGGGAACUGGAAUGUUGCCUCUAAAUCCAGACCUUCACGCAACCAUAAUCGCAAUCAGUCCGAGAAAUCUAACUCUAGGCCAGAUAGAGUGGCAGCAGGUGACAGCCAGUCUGAAAGACCAUGGGCGCAUAGACAUGGAUCAUUUCCUUCGUUCCAUUCUCAGAAUAGUACCAUCCGCACAACUACAGCACAAGGUGGUCCGGCCAAUGUUGCAUAUGGCAUGUAUCCUCUUCCAGCCGUGAAUCCAAGUAUCGUAUCAUCAAAUGGACCUACACUCCCACCUGUCGUGAUGGUUUACCCUUACGAUCAUAAUGCUGGAUAUGCUUCUUCAUCAGAGCAGCUUGAGUUUGGGUCUAUUGGAACAGUGGGUUUCUCAGGCAUGAGCGAUGCGUCUCAACUGAAUGAAGGACAUUCAAGCAAUAUAAUGGAGGAACAAAGAUUUCAUGGAGCUCCUGCUUCACGAUCUUCACCAGAUAAGCCGUCUUCACCCCACCUCCAGAGGUGAUCAAUUUUCUUAUCAAUGGAACAGGCACUAUGUUUCAAGAUAUGGAAAUUGAGGAACUGCAGCUGGGAUUUUACUCGACAGUCCAGCUCGUGUCGGUAUCCUUGCUUGCAUAGAGACCAUUCAUUUGUCGGUGGUCACAAAUCUCCCUUUUUGCAGAGGUUGGACGACCACUCUUCAACACCUCUUUUAACUGUUCCAUGAUGCCAUCAUCUGUAUCAUCUCCACAGCCAGCCUCAUUAAUUUGCUCGAUCCAAUAUGAGCGAAAAUGGUCUCUUGGUCUCUGCAUGUUUUCACAUGAAGGUAGGUUCUAAACGGAGAAAAUUCAAUGAGGAAUUUUUACCUAAUGAAGUUUCUCCUCCUCCCCCCUUGUCGUGACUGAUUGAUAUCUUCCACCUCAGCAAUGACCUUCUGAAAGUGAGAACCAAGGAGGUUUGGAAGAAGUCGGAUUCCACACAGCUUCUGUUUCAGGGACAUUUCAGACUGUUCGGGGAGAGAGACCGCAGUCACGUAGAUUUCCAGUUUAGGUCUACACAUUUUACAGCUUAGUUGAGUAGUAUCACAAACUUUGUUUUGAAAGAGUAUUUUGCUAUUACAGGAAUGUACAAGGUUCUUGAUCGGUAGGCAACAGACUUAGGUUUUUCUCUUGCAGAUGUCUUGUUGGACAUGUUUGACACGGUAUCAUUCAAUACCAUUCCUGAAGGUGAAAGUUACACAAGAUUUCUCCCA
Molecule: messenger RNA, 5656 nt
Organism: Eucalyptus grandis
Lineage: Eukaryota; Viridiplantae; Streptophyta; Magnoliopsida; Myrtales; Myrtaceae
Source: RefSeq, a predicted model, not a curated record